Molecule: messenger RNA, 1704 nt
Organism: Trichoderma breve
Lineage: Eukaryota; Fungi; Ascomycota; Sordariomycetes; Hypocreales; Hypocreaceae
Product: aminopeptidase I zinc metalloprotease (M18) domain-containing protein
Exons: 2
Coding region: 1-1704 (567 amino acids)
Biological process (GO): proteolysis
Cellular component (GO): fungal-type vacuole
Molecular function (GO): zinc ion binding; metalloaminopeptidase activity
Source: RefSeq, a predicted model, not a curated record
AUGACACGGCGCGUGCCUUCUUCUCUGUCCCUCCGACAACAAGCGCCUGCUCAGGCCCAGUCCAGCAUCUCCGCGCAGUCUUCCGCUUCCUCCUCGUUUGCCCCGAUCCCGGCCUCGGCUUCGGCUCAUACUCAGCAAGCUGUUUCCCCCCUGGCUUCCUCGAAGCACUUUGUUCUCGCAGACAUGGACGGUCGCCCGCCUCUCGACAACCGCGCCUGCAUGAACUGCAUCUCCAAGCUCUCUGCGAACGAGGUCAGCCAAGUCAACUGGCACGUGGAUGAGGAGAACAAGUGCAAGCUGUGCGCCGUGAGGGAUCUCAAGCCCGAGGCCUUCACCAAGCCUUUUCUCGACUUCCUGCGCGAGAACCCGACUGUCUUCCAUACCGUCGACUACUUCAAGACCAAGCUGCGCCAGUCUGGCUACGUAGAGCUCCCUGCGCGCGACUCCUGGUCCGGCAAGAUCCAACCCGGCGGCAAGUACUGGGUCACUCGCAAUGGCAGCUCCAUCAUCGCCUUUGCCGUCGGCAAAUCCUACAAGCCCGGCAACGGUGUUGGCAUGAUUGCCGGCCACAUCGACGCCCUGACAGCCCGACUCAAGCCCGUCAGCAAGAAGCCAACCACGGCCGGUUACGUCCAGCUCGGUGUUGCCCCCUAUGCCGGCGCCCUGAACCAGACCUGGUGGGAUCGAGACCUGAGCAUCGGUGGCCGAGUCAUUGUGCGCGAUGAGAAGACGGGCAAGACCUCCAGCAAGCUCGUCCAGCUGGACUGGCCUAUUGCCAAGAUCCCCACGCUGGCGCCGCACUUUGGUGUCGGCAUGAUGGGUCAGAACAACCCGGAGACGCAGGCUGUCCCCAUCAUUGGAUUGGACAGCUCCGAUGGCUCCAGCGCCGAGCUGCUUGGCUCUGUCGGCGCCUUUGUCAACACCCAACCCCCGAAGCUGGUCAAGCUCAUCUCAAAGCAGCUUGGCAUCACCUCCUACGACUCCAUUGUCAACUGGGAGCUUGAGCUUUUCGACUCCCAGCCGGCCUCCGUCUUUGGCCUGGACAAGGAGUUCAUCACCGCUGGAAGAAUCGAUGACAAGCUCUGCUCGUGGUCCGCCCUCCUGGGUCUUCUCCACUCCACGGAGCGAGACGAGGACAGCUACAUCAAGCUGGUGGCCCUGUUCGACGACGAAGAGGUCGGUUCUCUGCUGAGACAGGGCGCCAGGGGUAACUUCCUGCCCUCCACAGUCGAGCGCGCCGUCGAGGCUCUCAACCCCGACACCUACGGCCCUGGUCUCAUCGGCCAGACUUUCGCCAAGUCUUUCCUCCUGUCUGCUGACGUCUCUCACGCUGGCAACCCCAACUUCAUUGGCAACUACCUCGCCGAGCACAUCCCCAAGCUCAACGUCGGCCUCGUCGUCUGCGGCGACAGCAACGCCCACAUGACCACCGACGCCGUCUCCUCCGCCAUCCUCCACCGCGUUGCCAACCUGUGCGGCGCUCAAUUGCAGGACUUCCAGAUCCGAAACGACUCCCGCAGCGGUGGCACUGUCGGCCCUAUGCUGUCCAGUGCAAUGGGUGUGCGUGCUGCUGAUGCUGGCUUGCCUCAGCUGAGCAUGCACUCGAUUCGUGCUACGACUGGUGCCUUGGACCCUGGCUUGGGUGUGCAGUUCUUCAAGGGCUUCCUCGAUUUCUGGGAGCAAGUUGAUGGCGAAUGGGAGUAA